AAAUGUCUUUCUGAGGUAUUUUUGAAAUCCCAAUAAAACUAAAACCCUAGCAUUCCUUCUCCACUCUCUCUUACUCCCUCACUUACUAACUAAAUCAAAAUCUCGCCUUCGUUUCUCCAAUCUUCAACAAUGUCAGCGAUGAUGCAACCGCAGAUCAUACUGCUAAAAGAAGGAACAGAUACGUCACAAGGGAAAGCACAGCUGGUCAGCAACAUCAAUGCGUGUACGGCCGUAUCUGAUGUUGUUAGGACGACGCUGGGCCCUAGAGGUAUGGACAAGCUUAUUCACGACGAUAAAGGAAACGUCACUAUUUCAAACGACGGUGCUACCAUCAUGAAAUUGCUCGAUAUUGUUCAUCCCGCUGCUAAGAUCCUCGUCGACAUUGCUAAAUCUCAGGACUCUGAAGUUGGUGACGGAACCACUACAGUAGUUCUACUUGCGGCAGAAUUUUUGAAGGAGGCCAAACCUUUUAUAGAGGAUGGCGUUCACUCACAAAAUUUAAUACGGAGCUAUAGGACUGCAUGCGAUUUGGCAAUUGAGAAGAUUAAAGAACUAGCAACUAGCAUAGAAGGAAAAAGUAUUGAUGAAAAGAAAAAUUUGCUUGCUAAAUGUGCUGCUACAACGCUUUCUUCAAAGCUUAUUGGAGGGGAGAAGGAGUUUUUUGCGCAGAUGGUUGUGGAUGCUGUCAUCGCUAUUGGAAAUGAUGAUAGACUAAACAUGAUCGGAAUAAAGAAGGUACCUGGUGGCAAUAUGCGUGACUCCUUUCUAGUAAAUGGUGUUGCCUUCAAAAAGACGUUUUCAUAUGCUGGGUUUGAACAACAACCAAAGAAGUUUGUAAAUCCCAAGAUACUUCUUCUCAACAUUGAAUUAGAAUUAAAAUCUGAGAAAGAAAACGCAGAGAUAAGGCUAUCAGACCCAUCACAAUAUCAGUCAAUUGUUGAUGCAGAAUGGAAUAUCAUUUAUGAUAAGUUGGAUAAAUGUGUACAAAGUGGCGCCCAAGUUGUUCUUUCACGUUUGGCUAUUGGGGAUUUGGCAACACAGUAUUUUGCAGAUCGAGAUAUUUUCUGCGCUGGUCGUGUAGCUGAAGAAGAUUUGCAAAGGGUUGCUGCGGCAACUGGCGCAACAGUGCAAACAACCGUCAACAACAUAAUUGAUGAGAUUCUUGGACCUUGCGAGAUUUUUGAGGAAAAACAAGUUGGAAAUGAGAGGUUUAAUAUAUUUAGUGGAUGCCCUUCUGGAAAGACAGCCACUAUUGUUCUUCGCGGUGGAGCUGAUCAGUUCAUUGAGGAGGCAGAACGGAGUUUACAUGAUGCUAUAAUGAUAGUCAGAAGAGCUAUGAAGAACUCAACUGUCGUUGCUGGUGGUGGUGCGAUUGAUAUGGAAAUAAGUCGAUUUUUGAGGCAGCAUGCUCGAACAAUAGCUGGAAAGUCCCAGCUGUUUAUCAACUCUUAUGCAAAGGCCCUUGAGGUUAUUCCAAGACAGCUAUGUGAUAAUGCUGGAUUUGAUGCUACUGAUGUGCUGAACAAAUUAAGGCAGAAGCAUGCCCUUCCAUCUGGAGAGGGUGCUCCUUUUGGAGUAGAUAUCAACACUGGUGGAAUUGCAGAUUCAUUUGCUAACUUUGUUUGGGAACCAGCAGUUGUUAAGAUCAAUGCAAUAACUGCUGCUACUGAGGCUGCUUGUCUUAUAUUGAGUGUUGAUGAGACAGUAAAAAACCCCAAGUCUGAAAGUGCUCAGGGAGAAGCUGCUGCUGGUGCGAUGGGUAGAGGACGUGGAGGAGCUGGUUUCCGUGGCCGUGGAAUGCGAAGACGAUGAGCCUACUCCCUGAUGGAAGUGUUUUAGCAGUCAAAAAGCAUCUUUCAGAAUUUUUUAUUUGAUUUUAGUUGAUUGCACAUUGUAUCAUUUGAAUUAGAUUUGUGCCAUCUGCCUACAUGACUUGUGAGCCCCGAACCUUAACGCUAAAAGCUUUGCUGAUUGGUUGAUUCUGGAGUGCAGUUGCAGCUGCUUAAUUUUGCUGGGUGUAGAAUCUUAGAUAGUAGCGUCGCAUGGUUUGUUGUUUACAACUUUUAAAGAGAAAUUUUUAGGAAAUGAAGUUUUGUUUGAAUUAUGCAA
Mercurialis annua (annual mercury) is the source of this 2109-nucleotide messenger RNA. Its product is annotated as T-complex protein 1 subunit eta. Bases 130 to 1812 code for a protein of 560 amino acids. The record is from RefSeq and is a predicted model, not a curated record. Gene Ontology annotation, biological process: protein folding. The transcript has 14 exons. Gene Ontology annotation, molecular function: ATP binding; ATP-dependent protein folding chaperone; ATP hydrolysis activity. NCBI's taxonomy places the organism in Eukaryota, Viridiplantae, Streptophyta, Magnoliopsida, Malpighiales, Euphorbiaceae. Gene Ontology annotation, cellular component: chaperonin-containing T-complex.